Molecule: messenger RNA, 5852 nt
Organism: Pectinophora gossypiella (pink bollworm)
Lineage: Eukaryota; Metazoa; Arthropoda; Insecta; Lepidoptera; Gelechiidae
Gene: rod
Exons: 2
Coding region: 114-5621 (1835 amino acids)
Biological process (GO): mitotic spindle assembly checkpoint signaling; mitotic sister chromatid segregation; protein localization to kinetochore involved in kinetochore assembly
Cellular component (GO): kinetochore microtubule; RZZ complex; cytoplasm
Molecular function (GO): small GTPase binding
Source: RefSeq, a predicted model, not a curated record
UAAAUUCGCUCCGUUGUUGGCCGUUAUUUUAAGAUUUCUAUCUUUUAUGUAAAUACAAUACAUAAUACUGCUGCUUUUCUAAGUUAUUUUAACUUGUAUUAAUUUGUGGUAAAAUGAUAACGUGCGUAACAUCUUCUCAAAUAAAAACUUAUACGACUAAAAAUAAUGUGGAAAAUUUGCAAGCCUAUUUGUGUUAUCCCAAGAUAGUUAUCUUUGAAAGUAAUUCAACUAUUCGAGUCGUUGAUAUAGAAGACAACAAGGAAAAUCCUGCAAACCCGGAUUCUAUUUAUACCUUCGACCAUCAAAUUUUAGAUAACACACUAACGGGUCACCUUUUGUGGCUUGUCUUCAAGUCAGGUGAUAUUGUGGUAAUAAACUUAAUAAAAAGUUCGCAAAUACGUAUAAGAAGCGAUAACUAUGCUAACUAUAAAAUCAAUCGAAUUCUGAAUGAUGAUGGAAAUUUAUUCCUGCUCAGUGAAAGUGGAGAGUGCCUGAAGGUACCAUUUAACAGUCAGGAAUUAAAUGAAAAACUUGAAGAAGGCAAUCCAGAUGUUACUGUCAGUCUAGAAAAAGCUCAUAUGCGUAGCUCUAAGUGGGAUAGAAAUGUUAAAAAAUAUGUAUUAAAUGGACUGAACUUCUAUAUUGAUUCUUUUGGUAACAUAACAGCACAAUGCCCAGUAACUGGUUUACUUGAAAUCAUAGAAAGCAAUGUCAAAACAGAAUCUUUAGUGCCAUGGUAUGAUAUGGUAGUACUUUCCAACAAAUUAAAUAUGUGGAUAGUAGAUCUUAAAGACUCAAAAGUUGUGCACAGCUUUAUUGAAUGUGAUGCAAACUAUUAUCCUCUAGCAGCUCAUGGCAAUGGUUUUUAUUAUCUUGUCUGGAAUACAACAGAGGUACAUAUCUGCUGCACUACAAAUAUUUCUACAACAGCAGAAGAGCAUCAAGAUAAUAACAAGCCAAGUAAACACUCUACAAAGUCUUCGCAGGAUGCCCUCAAGUUACAGCUUCACAGUUUGGUUGAUGCUGCACUCUCCAAGUCUUUGGAUCAAAAUCAGGUAUUAUUCCAGGUGCAGAUAUUUUUUGAAAAAAUCGAAGAUUUGCAUUUCCUACUUGAAAUUGCAUUUAAACUUUGUCAACAUGAUAUUGUGUACAAAACUAUAUUGCAGCCAUUACAAAGAAGAAUUUAUGAAAUGAAGGAUUACAAUCAAAUUCAUCUGUUAUGUGAUUUAAUGAUAAAAGUGGAAUUACUUGAAUAUAUUUUGUUCAGAGGGAACAAAAGUUAUGAAAAUAUUAAUCUAUUUCAACAGACUUGUAAACAGCUAUGCAUAACUUUCAUUGCAAAUUCUGAUUUAGAUUUGGCUUCAAUUUGCUGGUUAAAGUACACAGAAAUAACAUUAAAAAUGACACCUGAUGAUGUGAUCCAAAUGUUAGAUGCCAUACCUCACAAUAUAAAAAUGGGAUCUCUCAUUAUUUGGCUGAGAAACUUUGUACCUCCACUUUUGGAUCAAAACCCUUACUUUAUUGACUUAUUUGUAAAAUGGACAACUCAAAGGGUUUUCACAUUGGAAAAAUCUAGUUAUUGGCCUAAAAUAGGAUUGAAGUUUAUAGAUGAAAUUUUGUCAGUACUUGAAAAGUCUCUAAACACUAUUGCUGUUAGACCAAUUUCUAUGGAUGAUUUAAUCACACUUAAAGAUCAUAUAAACUACAUAUUGGAGUUAAAACAAAAAUACAGAAUAAAUAUGCUUCUUGGAGAAAUAAGUUCACAAACUCCCAAUGAAGUCGCAUUGAUUAUGUUGCGUAGAUGUUACACAGAGGAUUUAGGCGAAUUUUUGAGAGAAUAUUUACCUGCAUAUGCCACACGAUAUUUAUUUGAAUUAGAUGAUACUCUGCGCACUUUUAUUGAAAACGAAGCAGCAAGUUGCGGCGGUGGUAUCGACAGCUCCCGUCUCAAAAUAUUAAUCACAGCUUUUCGAUCACCUACUAGUAAACUCGAUUGUUUACUUCAAGUCUUAAAAGUACUUGACGUGCCGUGGGACGACACUGUUCUCGAUUUAGCAGUCACUGCUGCUGCUUCUGUCUUUAAAGACUUUACAGUCACUGAGGCUGAUCGCGUGCUUGCGCAGGAAAUACAACACGAAUUGAGUUACGCUAAAAUUAAAGUUAUUCUGAAAAAAUAUAAUUUUCCCUUAACAUGUACGGAUUAUUCUCUGGUACUCCAUAAAUUGAUUAAUGCGUCUAUCGUUGAUCUAAACGACCUGAAAGUAAUAACUAGUGUUAUGACUAAAUAUACAAAUUAUGGAAGCAUUUUGUAUGUUGAUAGAUGUCUGCGAGACUGUGAAACCAGAGCAGCAUUAGAUUAUUUUAAAGAAUUAACUAAUAAAGAUAAAAGAAUACUGUUAAAAACAAUGAUGUCUAAAUAUGAACAAAUAAUCAAUGGAACUUCAAGUAACGCAGGAGUUGAAAGGAACUAUUUAGACUUCCUAAAAGGAACUAAAUUGCUAAAUGAUAUUGAGAUUGAGAAUGUUGAAAGUCUAUAUCACCUUAAAAACUCUUACAACGUCCAAAUGAGUUUGAAUAAAAUGUAUAAUGAAGAGUAUUGCGCUACUAAAACUAAUAUAUGGAUAAAAGGUGACGGAAAAACUGCAAGUUCCGGCCGCGGUCGUUGCGUAACUCAGCUUGCUCAAACACACCAAUCUCGUUACUCGGAAUUAGUUGCUUUGUUAUGUCGUACAUCGACCAGCAAUAAAGUCCGUAAACUGAUUGAGAAUCUUCUAACAUCGUUUUCAUGUGAAGAAAAAAUAGGUAACAAAGACAUUUCAGACGACUUAAUGCAGUUUAGAGACGGACGCAACUCUACACUUUUAUUGGAAUCGUGUGGGGUACUCAUCGAACUUUUAGCUAACUGUAGCGAAGAACACAUGCAUCACCUUAUAAAAUAUUUAUCUAUAUUAAAUGCAUUGAUAAAUACUAAUGUUGUAGUAAAAAAUCUAUCUAUUGCUUGGAAGUUCCACUACAUAUAUUUGCCUAUGAUGCCCGUUACUGCAACAAAUGAUCUAAUAGACUUUUAUUAUGAAAACCUAUCGCAGAACAACAUCGAAACAAUCUACGCAAAAAUUGUAAAUAAGAACGAUUUUGUCGUAUAUAGAUUAUUAUCCCACACAAUGGGAAAUUUAACAAACUCACAAGAGAUACUAGCAGAUUUACUACAAGUAAAAGAUAAUGCAACCAGGAGAUUAAUGACAAAAAUUACUGCAACACAUGACAUUGAUGAAAUCUUACUGACGAGUUUAUUAUUGAUUUUGAACGGUGCAGAAGAAGCUGAUGAUAAAACUCGGAUGUUAGACAUCCUUCAAGGGCAAAAUGAGUCAUUACCGCCUUCUCUCAUGAAUUAUCUUUCUUCACCGUUGAUCCGCCGCACAUUCGGUCUUGAUAACGUAUUGCCUGGAAGUUCGACGUCAUAUCCACCACAAUAUAUUCUAAAAUAUAAAUUCAACAUAAAUUUAGCUGAGAUGGCUCUUCCUGAUAGUACUGAGGAAACAUGGGAUGUGAAAGUUGUUCUAUUUUAUGUUUUACGUCAGUAUCCUCAGACUACGUUUGAAAGACUAGUGGAACUCUGUCGCACUUUAAACGUAGCGAUCAAUGAUGGUCUAUCUCUGCAACUUAUAUCCUUGUUAAUAACAUGGGAGCUUAAUUAUAAAUUGUUUAAUGAUGAUUUAGGAUGCCGACAUCUUUGUGUGGAAAACGAUGAAAAGGACUUGAUGUUGAAAUGUUUCACGAUUUGGGAAAGUAUUCAUGAUAAAACUUUUUUGAGAGACAUCUUAAACGACUUUUGGAGAAAUGGCGAAGUCUCGUUGCACGGAAGAUUAAUAUCUAUUAAUCCUUACUAUUAUGAAGUAUAUGUCUGUAUAUACUAUUUAAUUCAUGGCGCGACCAUGGAUUCUCGGAAUAAAAAGGAAUAUUUUUUACUCAACUUCUUAAAAGAGUACCAUAGAAAAAGCACUCCCAAACAAUAUGAGUUUGAAUUAUUUUCCGUUAAAGGCAUGUUUCCGGAAAUUGGUCAUUAUCGGUUACCAUUCCAUCUAUUUAUGCGCGAAGAUAUGUGGUCAAAUUUAAAAUCUGAAAUAACUUUGGAAACAUAUGAACACUGGCUACCGGCGGUUAUUUUACUGUCGCUUGAUGCGGAUUUGCAAACAGCAAGAGAUAUGAUUUGUAGUAAUGCUUUAAAACAAACAAUGACUACCAGGAAACAUACCGAAGUCAAAGACGAAGAGUCUAAAGAACAUGAACCCUGGCUCUUGACUACACGAGAAGAGCCCCUUCUUCGUGCUGCUCAUCGUUGUGUAAGACAUAUCGCCAACAUGGAAUGGGCAGGAGCGUGUCUUUUUUACGUUCUUCAAGGGUGCGCACGUGGUGCUGAUCAGGUUGCAGCAGCACAUCUAUGCUAUCAAUUUGCACAGCGGUGGGCUGCUCUUCAGCCAGGUAACCGCGCAGUGCGACAGAUGGAACGCUUGUAUUCAACGCUUUCAACGCGUCAUGCAUUACAUAAAAUAGACUGGGCUCGCGAAGAAUUUGUUAGACUUGCCUCAGAACCUGCACAACUGAUUCGUGCAAUGUAUCUUCAUCCCGACUUUGUCGAAAAGAUGUCACGUAAUGAUGUAAAUAGAGCAGCUAAUGAAAUAGCUGAUAAGAACGGCAUCAAUAUAAGCUCUAUUAGAAUUCAGAUAUUAGAAAAUAUUCUUACGAGAUCGAAGGAAGAAAAUAAGAAUAACAUUUCCUGUGGUCUUGAUACCGGAAAAUUAAUGACCGCGAAAUAUAUUCUCAAGGCUACAUGUCCAAAAAUGGGAGCAAUUUACUUGUCCCGAAUUGCAUUUGAUGACGAAAGUGAUUUCAACAAAUGCAAAAAACUACGAGCUUUGGAAUGUCUUAUGAGUGUUGUAGAACCAGACACUGCUAUGAAAGUUGCAAAUCGAGAACGUGACGCUUUGUGGUCAUCAUUGUUAGAAUUACUAUACAUUGUUAACCUAGAGGAUAUUGAUAUGCCUUGGUUAGUGGCUACAUUUACGCAAGAUAAGCCUCGCGCUCUUGAACAACUUAUACAAGCUGCUACUGGGAAUGUCGAAGCAUUAAAACUAGCCGCGACACUCGCUAGACGCUUCGGAAAUAUACAAAUUAUACGUGAUCUUAUACCGAUCCUACUGCGUAGUAGUCUAUUCGAAGAAAUGAUACCUUUGUUACUUAAAAUCACAUCUCCUCCUGAUGAUAUUAUUUACACUGCCUGGCGUGCAGUUAUUUUGUCUCCAUUCCAACGAGCAGAUUAUCCCAUAACAGAACGACAAAGAACAAAAUGUCUAAAUGCCAUAAACUUACUGCCACUUUGUCCAGUGAUUAAAGACAAUGAUUUAAUAGAAAUUUGGAAAAAUUGUGUAAGAUGCAAAUGUUUUGGAUUGGGAUGCCUAGUUUUGCCUUAUAUUACUUUGGAGAAAAGGCAAACUUUAACAGAACUUCAAAAAAUUGAUCGUAGAAAUCUUAUAGCCAGCCUAAAAAAUUUACACUCUGAAACAUAUCUUGUAUCUGGUGCUAUGAUUGUUUUAGAAAAUAUGUCAACCAGGGUAUAUCGUUAAGGAAAUAAUUACAAAAAAAGUUGUAUAAAGAUUCAUAUUAUAUCUAAUUAUUAUGUAGCUUAUAGUAUUUAACAAUGCCGAAAUUAAAGGAUGACUAAUAAUUCUUUCAUUUCGAUAAAUAGCUGAUGUGCUUUUUUUUGUGUAAGAUUUAGCAUAAAAUCGAAAUAACAAUUUUACACUUUUUAAGAAACUAUAAUAUUAUAAUGAUAGUUGAAACAUGUAACUGUUUGA